CAAUUUACAAAUAUAACUACAGAACUGUAUCUGUGUACUAACGCCCUCUCGACAAAUAAUAGAAAUAAAGACCAGAUGAUCUAUUUAAAGGUUAUAUUUCAUGUGUAUCGUCUGCUAUUGCAAGGCAAGAGAUGCAGGUGUUAUGACAUAAGAGAGUUCGUUGAGGUCUUUUAUGAAGAUAAAACCGUAACAAAAACGCUGUGUCGCGAUGGAAGAACAAAGCAAACCGACCAUGGUGUUUCAUCCGAUUAUCUCCUCCAUACAAAAAAUUGCUCUGUACGAGACGAAAUCUCGAUUCUAUCUGAUGGGAUCCAACAACACGUUAACGCGUUUCCGAGUCCUGAAAAUAGACAGGAUGGAACCGAGGGAGUUGGUUGUGGUGGACGACAAGAGGGAGUAUACUCAGGAUGAGAUAAAAGAUCUGGUUAACAUGAUUGAUAUGGGUAACCGAACGCGAGCGGGACAGCGCAAUAACGUGGGUGGUGUUGCACGUGUCGUAUCCGCCUUUGGGAUUGUUGGCAAAGAUAUUAAAGAACCUGCAGAACCUAGUUUGGGUAUAUCAGAGGAGCCUGAGCGACAAGAAUUACAAAAACCACUGCACAAACCGACACAAACUAAAUUCACCUGGAAGAGUAUGUGGCAGAGAGAUACUUUCCCCAGGCUAGUGCCAGCUUUUGCUAUUCUUGGAUUUGUACGUUUUUUGGAAGGAUAUUAUAUAAUCCUAGUUACAAAACGUCGCCGAGUUGCAGUUAUUGGUCAUCAUACGAUAUAUAAAAUAGAAGACACAUCAAUGAUAUACAUACCGAAUGACAUUAUACGAAUCUUCCAUCCUGACGAACAGAGAUAUGUAAAGAUGUUCCAGAGUAUCGAUCUCAGUAGUAACUUCUACUUUAGUUAUUCAUAUGAUAUAUCACAUACUUUUCAAAGUAAUAUGGCACCGCCAACAUGUAUUAAAUCCGAUGUACCUAUUAACCAAGAGGAAUCUGAAGACUCGGAUGAUGCUGAAGAUUUUUUUAACAUGUGGGCAUUUAGAAAAGACUGGCAGACUGAAUGUAAAGGCGAGAAAUAUAUAGAUUAUGGUAUACGCAGUAAUCCACAUCGUCGUUUUGUGUGGAAUUCCCAUCUUUUAAAGCCAGUGGAAAAAGAUUUGCAUCCCGAAUGGAUAUUGUACAUAAUACAUGGAUUUAUUGGUCAGUCAAAUGUGAGCAUUUUUGGAAGAUCUAUGUACGUUACCGUUAUCGCCAGAAGGAGUAACAAAUAUGCAGGGACCCGCUUCCUAAAACGUGGCGCAAAUUUUGAUGGGGAUGUUGCGAACGAAGUAGAAACGGAACAAAUCGUACAUGAUUCUGGUGUGAGUUCUUUAAGUAAAGGACGCUUCAGUUCCUUUGUACAAAUGCGUGGAUCAGUGCCUGCUCAUUGGAGUCAGGAUGUUAGUAAAAUGGUCCCAAAACCGACUAUAACUUGUGAUUUAGCCGAUCCUUAUGUGGAAACAGCAGGAGCACAUUUUAACCAACUACUGAAAAGAUAUGGGUCACCAAUAAUAAUAUUAAAUUUAGUUAAAAAACGAGAGAAAAAGAAACAUGAAAGUACAUUAAGCGAAGAAUUAAGUACGGCUGUAAAAUAUUUGAAUCAGUUUUUACCUCCAGAGCAUCAUAUUCAAUAUAUAAGUUUUGAUAUGGCACGCAUGAGUAAAAGAAAAAAGGUGAACGUUAUGGCACGACUAGCAAAUAUUGCUUACAAUGCUGUAUUAAAAACUGGUAUAUAUCAAUCCCAAAAUCCUUAUUACAAUCAGAGAAAUUUGUUUUCAUUACAAAACAGUAAUAUGAGGAAACUUCACAAGACGAAUUCAAACUCGACUUUGUCAUUUAAUUUAAAUGAUGCCCGAACCUCUAAUAAUAUUUCAAUUAAAAUGGAUUAUAACAAGCAAACAAGCUCUAUACACAGUUACGAUUCAAAUACAGAAAUCAUUAAAAUGAAUGAAUUAAAUCAAAUCCAAAAUAAAGUAAAGGAAUGUUUUGCUAAGAGAGGAACUGUGCAAACUGGAAUCAUCAGAACAAAUUGUGUAGAUUGUUUAGAUCGAACUAACACAGCUCAGUUUGCAAUAGGAAAAUGUGCUCUAGGAUUUCAGUUGUGUGCUUUAGGUGUACUCGAGUCUUCUAAACUUGAAUUUGAUUCUGAUUGUGUGAGGAUGUUAGAAGAAUUGUACGAGGAUCAUGGGGAUACUCUAGCUCUGCAAUACGGUGGUUCACAAUUGGUUCACAGAAUUAAAACAUAUAGAAAAACUGCUCCAUGGACAAGUCAGGGUAACGACAUUAUGCAAACUUUAAGCAGAUAUUAUAGUAAUACAUUUAGCGAUCAAGAAAAACAGCACACAAUUAACUUAUUUCUGGGAUUGUUCAUACCUGAGGAAGGUAAGCCUCCAAUAUGGGAGAGUCUAUCGGAUUAUUAUCUUCAUCAUUUACCUGCUUGUCGCUACUUGCGUAAAAGAAGAUUUCUAACACAGUGGUGGGAUAAAAGUGUACUGAAGUGUCUUCCUUAUGCACUUGAUGAAGUAACUAAAUCCUGCUCAGAAAUGAUACAAGUGCAAAAUUCAAUGGAGGACAUGAUUGACGUUUAUUAUGACUAUCAUAGGCCAUAUGAAUUAUCUUUACUAUCUGAGGUGUAUGCAUAUAAAAUAAGUCACUCUGUCAGAGAUUUUAUGCCACACUUUACCACCUGCUACAGUCCAUUUGCUGUUCGCGUACGACCAGGCAGACGAAGAGAAGAAACAGGCAGUAAAAAUUUAAAUAUGAAAAAUCCGUCUAUGACUGGCCAAAGUAGUACGAGUAGUACAACGUCUAGUGCAAGUUCAACUGAAGAUUCGAGUUCGGAUGAAGAUGAAAGCCAUCAACAAAUAGAUGAUUUCCAAUUAAUUACUUCCAAAGAUAGUUUAGAAUUAACGUCAUUUGAAUCCUUGUUUCCUUCUAUGAAAGAAGUAUAUGGUACAGAACCAGAAUAUCCAAAGCGAAACGAUAUUAUUCUUUACAAAAGAUUUGUUUUAAUAGGACGCAAUGCAACAUAUCUUAUAGAUCAUACUAAAUUGCGUUCAAAAUUAUUUCAACAAGCACCCUUCCAUGAAACUGCAGCCACCGUCAUUACGCUACCUAAUGUUAAAGAGUCGAGCAUAAAUAUAUACGAGCAAUAUGUAAAGAGAGCCACGGCAGGUGGCACAAUACCAAAUUCAAAGAAUAUGAAUUUAUAUGAAACUUAUGCUGCCCAGUACAGACUGCUUAUGAAACCAGCAUCUUUUGGAUAAGACUGAAUUAUUUUUGUUUUAUAAAUUAAAUUAUUGUACAUUAUAUUGUAAAUAUUAAACAUAUUUAAUGUUAAUUUAAUAUUACUUUUGUACAUAUAAUUGCCAAAACGAAUGAAAAUGGAAUUCAUUAUAUGUUUACGAUAUGCGAUUA
Monomorium pharaonis (pharaoh ant) is the source of this 3446-nucleotide messenger RNA. RefSeq names its product polyphosphoinositide phosphatase (gene FIG4). Gene Ontology annotation, molecular function: phosphatidylinositol-3,5-bisphosphate 5-phosphatase activity. Gene Ontology annotation, cellular component: intracellular membrane-bounded organelle. Gene Ontology annotation, biological process: phosphatidylinositol dephosphorylation. The coding region runs from base 209 to 3295 and encodes 1028 amino acids. The transcript has 14 exons. NCBI's taxonomy places the organism in Eukaryota, Metazoa, Arthropoda, Insecta, Hymenoptera, Formicidae. The record is from RefSeq and is a predicted model, not a curated record.